Molecule: messenger RNA, 801 nt
Organism: Danaus chrysippus (African queen)
Lineage: Eukaryota; Metazoa; Arthropoda; Insecta; Lepidoptera; Nymphalidae
Source: the annotation of a GenBank genome assembly
AUGUCGGAACUUAAAGCUAUUUUUAUUUUAUUCACCACAUUCAUUAUUCACUUUGCAGUGCCAACCGUUAACGCGGGAUCUGAAUUCGAUUUGCUCAUUUUCACACAACAGUGGCCUGCAACAGCUUGCAAAGAAUGGAAAAAGCACAACCCUUCCCACACUUGCUCAAUGCCAAAAAAUUCCGAGACUUGGACAAUACAUGGCAUUUGGCCUACAAAAAUGGGUAUGAUCGGACCAGCCUUCUGUAAUAGGACGUGGUUUUUCGAUCCUGAAAAGAUAAGGCCUAUUGAAGAGGAGUUAUUACAAAAAUGGCCCAACAUUUAUGGAGGUACUUCAGAAUAUGCUCUCUGGUCUCAUGAAUGGGCCAAACACGGCACAUGUGCUGCUAUCCUCAAACCUCUCAACUCGGAACUGCAUUACUUUCAAAAUGGCCUAGAAUUCCUCAAAACAUUUACAAUGACCGACAUACUUGAAAAGAGUAGUAUUGUGCCAUCAAAUACUGAAAAAUAUACAAUCUCUGAUAUAAACGAUGCAAUUAAAGAGAGAAUAAACAAAAAUCCCGUAAUUGAGUGUAAAGUUGAGGAAGGAGGGGACAAUUAUAUAUCCGAGAUUAGGAUUUGCUUCACAAAAGAACUUCAACUGACUGACUGUGAUGGGGUCGUAACUCGGAACUAUAGGAAUGGAGGCAUACUUACAAAUUGUCACACUACAAAGGGUAUAAUAUACCCACAGUAUAAGAAAUAUACAUGGUAUGUGGAAUUAUACAAGCUGUUAACUUGGUUGCAAUGGUUCACUUUGUAG